AUGUUUAUUUGACAGACAAGAGAAGAAGAAAUUAUAGCACGGGGAAACACCCCCUUGUUUUUUUUUUUUUCCCUUAUACUAUGUCUACAUAGGUAGAAUCAUAACAUUGUUCCCUCUAUUAAUGUUGGUGAUGUUUAAUUAGAUGUCCUUCAUUUUCUAACUUAUAAUGAGCUAGAUAGCUUUCAUGAAUGAUAAUAUAAGAGGUCUUGUUAGAAACUAGCACAUAAUUAACUUCCUUUAAUGCACACUAAAGUCAAUUGGUGGACUUGAACUCUCAUAUUCCCAGCCGCUCCACAGAAAACUCAGAAACCCUAGAGUGAGAGAGAGAGCAGCUCAAAAUGCCGGCUGGACAUGGUCUCCGAUCACGAACCAGAGACUUGUUCUCUAGGGCCUUCAGGAAGAAGGGUUACAUCCCACUCUCGACUUAUCUGAAGACCUACCGGAUCGGCAAUUUCGUCGACAUCAAGGUCAAUGGCGCCAUCCACAAGGGUAUGCCCCACAAGUUCUACCACGGCCGCACAGGUCGCGUCUGGAACGUCACCAAGAGGAUCCAUGUGCUUGUGGAGCAUGUGCAGCCAUCAAGGUGCACUGAAGAGUUCCGUUUGAGGAAGGUGAAGAACGAUCAGCUGAAGGCAGAGGCCAAGGCUAAGGGUGAGGUCAUCAGCACUAAGAGACAGCCAAAGGGUCCCAAGUCCGGUUUCAUGGUUGAAGGUGCAGUUAUGGAAACUGUUACUCCCAUUCCUUAUGAUGUUGUCAAUGAUCUUAAGGGGGGUUACUAGGUCUACAUUUGCUUGGCUUUGUUCACCAUCCGGACUAAUUGGAUGUCUCUUUAGUCUGUCCUCUUAUAAAUUUUUGAGAUAUUUUUAUUUGCUGCAGAAGUACUGCUCUAGUUUAAUUAAUGUGUUUUGACACGUGAUGUUUUGAAGUACAAUCUUGUGCGAAUCUGGAAAUUUUCUUUGCAUUAGGUCAAUGUUUUUGAAAUAAAAAAUAAUAA
Molecule: messenger RNA, 994 nt
Organism: Rosa rugosa (rugosa rose)
Lineage: Eukaryota; Viridiplantae; Streptophyta; Magnoliopsida; Rosales; Rosaceae
Product: large ribosomal subunit protein eL21z/eL21y-like
Exons: 1
Coding region: 339-779 (146 amino acids)
Biological process (GO): translation
Cellular component (GO): ribosome; cytosolic large ribosomal subunit
Molecular function (GO): structural constituent of ribosome
Source: RefSeq, a predicted model, not a curated record